This is a messenger RNA of Lutzomyia longipalpis, 3951 nucleotides long. Its product is annotated as zinc finger protein 91-like. NCBI's taxonomy places the organism in Eukaryota, Metazoa, Arthropoda, Insecta, Diptera, Psychodidae. Gene Ontology annotation, cellular component: nucleus. The transcript is spliced from 11 exons. The record is from RefSeq and is a predicted model, not a curated record. Bases 128 to 3913 code for a protein of 1261 amino acids.
CUGAUUUCUUGUUUGUUUGUAAACAAAAAUCAGAUGUGGUGAAAAUAGGUGCAAUUUGUGAGGUUAUGUUUGCCACCUAGAUGCUGUGAUCAAAGAAAUAAUUAAAACAGCCCGGCUUCUUGUCAGAAUGGACGUGAUGGACAUAAAGAUUGAAAAGGAAGAGAUCUUCCUGAACACAGUGAUGGAUGAGAAGCUUCCGGAAGAGCAGAUACAAUUCAAUUCCAAUGAGAAACCCAUAAAAGUGCCCAAAAAGCCCAAAGAAAACUUCCUGAUAAAAGAAGCCCCAAAAGAUGACGAAGAAUGUGGUGAGAUUUUCGUGAAUUCCUCUCACCUGAAGCACCACAUGGUCACCCACAGUGCCACAAAGAACUUCCCCUGUCCCUUGUGCCCACGCACUUACGUCAGGGAGAUCAGCCUCAAGCGUCACAUUCCCCUUCAUGACAACAUAAGUGGAAGUCUCUGCAAUCUCUGUGGGAAAAUCUUCACAUCAACCCAAUCCCUCAAGGCUCAUCAUCAGCGGCAUCUAGCUGAGAAGAAGUUCAAAUGUGCUGAGUGUGGAAGGACAUUCAGUGAUAAGCAGGACAUGCGUCGUCACAUUCAGCGAAUUCACCGCAGCUCAGAGCAGCCGGAAAAUCUCACCGAGAAAACCUUCCGGUGCAGCAUCUGUGGGAAGAUCUUCUGGAAUAAGACUCUCCAUGAGAGGCAUUUGGUGACGCACAGCGAAACGAGGGACGUCUCGUGCCCAAAAUGCCCGAAGAAGUUCAAAAGUAAACUCCAUCUGAGGGAGCACAUGCCCGUGCACAGCUCACAGAGACCCUACGUGUGUGACAUCUGCGGUCUGGCGUUCAGGAAGAGGACAGACUUGAGGAUGCACCGAACAACGCAUCUGGGGAAGAGCAUCAAAUGCUUCUACUGCAGUAUCCCCUUCAAAGAUGCUGAAAGACGAAAGAAGCACAUUCAGCUGCAUCAUCGGGGACUUCCGGUGGACAAAACAGAUGGUCCAGUUACCUGCACGAUUUGCCAGGAAGACUCUAAAAAUCUCGACAUGCUCCAGAAUCACAUUAAUGAAACUCAUCCACCGGAAGAUCCCUUUAGCUGUGAGAUUUGUGAGAAGAAUUUCAUUGAGAAGGAAGCCCUCAAGAGGCACAUCCGCAACAUUCACGACAGAGAUCUGGCCAGCAGUGAAUUUAUUUGCCCUCACUGCCAGAAAGUUUUUAGGCGGAAGUACUCCCUCACGCGACAUCUCAAUGUCCACACAGCACGGAAGUCGCAGUUUGUGUGCAAAAUAUGCGGAUCGAAGCAUAAGUAUGAAUACAAUUUGCGGAAGCAUGAGCUUGCGCAUCAGAUCAGGGAGAAGAUUAAGUGCCUACACUGCAGGGAGAUCUUCAGUGAGAGGAAGGACCUGGAUAGGCACGUUCUGGUGCAUCACAUGAAAGGAAUCUCCGUUGCUGCCUUUGUGACAACCAUUGAGAUUACAAAUGAGACUGUUACUGCAAUAAAGAGGGAAGAAAAAAGUAUCCAGGAAAUGGAGAUUAAGAAGGAGAAGGAGGAUUAUAGUCCCUGGGAUGCUUCCCUGCAGUCUAUGGUUGUUAAAGAGGAAUUUAAGCUCGAAGAACCCGAUGAUCCCUUCAUGGAAGACAAUAAAGGAUCCAUCCCCGAGGCUUCUCCUCCGGAAACCGUCACAUUUGUAGUGAAGGAAGUAGAUGAAGAAGAAAACUCCCCAGAUUGUCCGUCACUGAGAAAGUACGCCAGGCUAUCUCCAGUUCUGAGUGUUAAAUGUCCUGAGUGUGACAAGAUUCUCAUUACACAACAAGGUCUUUACUGGCACUUAAAGAAUCACUUUAAGGAAACUCAAAAAGAGUCCAAAUCUCGAAGGAAAAGUAAAAAAUCCGAUAACUCUGAGCAGGCGAAGAAGGCCAGUUUGAACUGUUUAGAGAAGUUAGAUCAGCCAAAGCAACAAAGUAAGUCGGAGCAGUCAGUUAAGUCAGAACAUUCAGGGGUGGCGGAGAAGUUGGAGCACUCAAUUAAGGUAGAGCCGUCAGAGCAGUUAGAUGAGUCAGUCAGGUUAGAAAAGUUAGAGCAGCAGGACAGUGAAGCGGAUCCCAACAAGGAUCUCAAGUAUAAAUGCAAGGAUUGCGGCAGAGCUUUCAGUGCUGUAAUCGCUCUAACGCAGCACCUGAAGACUCAUCUAACCAAAGCCUACACUGCAAUCUCAUGCCCUUUGUGCCAGGCUGUCUUUGUACGGGACUACGACCUAAGGCGUCACAUAAAGACUCAUUCCAGACAAAAAGAGUUUCCUUGCUACAUUUGUCAGGAAGUCUUUCUCUACAGGCAGAGUCUCAAAAAUCACAUGAAAACUCAUCAAUCUGAUGAAGUUUUGAUAGUUAAGAGGGGACAGGAUACUGAACUCUUCGCGAGAGAUUCUGGGGCUGAAAUGGAAAUUGAGGCUGAACCGGAUAACGUAUUAGUUGACUAUUCAAUUGUAAAGGAAGAAUACACCAUCCAGGAACAGGAAUCUCCUCCUGAUGCUCAUUCAUUGUGCCCAAAAGAAGAGCCAGAGCAGGAUUACAUUAUCCCGGAAGAGGUGGUGGAAAGAGUGAAAGUUAAAGAGGAGCCAGAGGAGUAUCCUCCGGAAGAAGAUGAAACAAUAAAAGAGGAAGUGGAGGAUGUUGAAGAACCUGAAGUGAAGGACAAAGAAGAAGAACAACAAAAGGAAACAGUUCAGUUUGUGAUCCAAGAACUCCGGGAGAGGAAGCAUGAAUGCCCUGUUUGUCACAAAUUCUUCUUCACUCUGGGUCACAAGAAUGAACAUCUCAAAAUUCAUUCAAGCGAGAGGAAGUUUCAAUGCCCCAACUGCCCAAUGGCCUUCCCAUGUGGGAGUCGGCUGAAGAAACAUUCAAUGGUUCACGAGAAUAAGGACAUUCCGUGCAAUAUUUGUGAGAAACGCUUCAAGAAUCUCCGAUCUCUGGGCCUACACAUGGAACUUCACAGCAAUACGGAGAAGAUUGAAUGUGAGCUGUGCCAGAAGAUGCUGAAGACGACGCGUAGUCUCAAGGAGCACUACCUCCGUAUUCAUUGCAGUGAAACAGCCAAUAAGAUCUACAACUGCGACGAAUGCGGGAAGGAAUUUGGGCUGAAGAAUCAUCUGAAGAAGCACAUGGUUACGCACAGUCAGGAGAAGAAUUAUGUCUGCAAAGUUUGCUCAAAGCGCUACAAGCAUCCCUAUGAUUUCCGGAGGCACGAGGAGACCUGCAGUUUAGAGACAAAAGAUCCCUUCAUCUGCAACAUCUGCGGCAAGGAUUUCGAGAGUAUUAGAGGACUCGUGGCGCACAGGAAGAAGCACAUAAGAGUCCUCACGGGAUGCUACUACUGCGAAAGGAAAUUCUCCUAUUCCAAUAAUCUCAUUGAUCACAUAAAAGACGCCCACAGGGGACUUCCCACUAAAAAAGUUGGAGAUGGUUUUGUUUCCUGUUCAGUUUGCUACGGGAUUUUUGAGAGUCUAGAUGUCCUCAAAAAGCACGUAAGGAUACACCAAAAUGAUCCGCAAACAGACCCACAGACAGAACUUCAAAGGCAGCCACAAGCAGAACCUCAGCAAGACCCUCAAAGAGAGUCUCAACCAGAACUUCAAAGACAGCCUCAAGAACCUCUAUUACAUCCACAGGCAGAGCUUCAAUUAAAGCCUCAACUAGAACUUCUACCUCAAAGAGAGCCUCAACCAGGACUUCAACCAGAACUUCAACCGGAACCUCAACCGAAGCUUCAAGCAAACCUUCAGCAAACUUCCAAUGAUGUAAUCAGCAACCAAGCAAUUCGAGAUUUUUCUGACUUUCUCUCUGGCUUUUUGAGGGGCAUUCCUGACAUUCCUUUUAAUCCCGAAGGAGCAGCAACAGAGCCAAAGGAUGACGAAUAGAACAGAUUUUUUUUUAAAAUAAAAUUCAAACUCAAGGA